This is a messenger RNA of Sinocyclocheilus anshuiensis, 789 nucleotides long. RefSeq names its product myc target protein 1 homolog. The record is from RefSeq and is a predicted model, not a curated record. Bases 13 to 600 code for a protein of 195 amino acids. Gene Ontology annotation, cellular component: nucleoplasm. Lineage: Eukaryota; Metazoa; Chordata; Actinopteri; Cypriniformes; Cyprinidae. The transcript has 2 exons.
CUGCAUGUUGACAUGCUUCUGCUAACUAUUAUGGCUUCAAAUGAAACAAAUGCGAUUUGGGAAAUACUUAAACCUAUUGAUUUUGAGGAGCUCAUCCUGGCGUUCUGCUUGUCGAUAUUAAUUGGUCUGCUCAUCGGGAUCUUGAUUUUCCUCCUCCUUACAUGGAUGUCAAGACGGAGCGCUUCUGUCAGGAUCACCAGACGUCAAACCCCGUCGCCAGAAUCUAAAGGCUCACGUAAUCAGCACUGCCACCUCAGACACUACAAGAGUCACGGCUUCGACAAGAACAGUGAAUCUGCUGGAAGAGCGGUUUUGUCCCUCCACAGACAGACCUCUGUAGACCCCAAUGAGCUGCUGGGUAGAAGCCCUAGCUUUCAGAACUCCACUUUUCGGCCGCCACCAAAGAAGACUAAGAAGAACAGUGAUGAAACAGAGGAUAACCAAGCUGCAUUACUUCCUAACAUCACAGAUCCAUUUAGUGCAGAACCAGCAGAGUCCUUCUGGCUGGGGAAGGGCAGUCUAAGAGGUUUCCUACCCAGACAGACUCCACCACCUGCUUAUGACAGUGUCAUUCACAUCUUUCAAGAGUCCUGUACCUGACUGCACUGUGAUAAGAGACAAAGGAUUGUACAUAAAUCUCAAAACACGGAUAAAACGUGACAAAAGUGAAAAAAAAAUAAACGAAAGGCUUGUUCUGAUUUGACAGGGAUCCUGAUUCAGCACUCAUUUGCAAUACUUUCAUGGGUAACACUUUACAAUAAGGUGCCAUUAGUUUGUGUUUAUGCAUUA